Molecule: messenger RNA, 5203 nt
Organism: Penaeus vannamei (Pacific white shrimp)
Lineage: Eukaryota; Metazoa; Arthropoda; Malacostraca; Decapoda; Penaeidae
Source: RefSeq, a predicted model, not a curated record
AUGAGGCGCGGGAGGCGGGCGUGGGCGUGCUGGUCCACUGCCUCGCGGGAAUCUCUCGCUCCGUCACCAUCACUGUCGCCUACCUCAUGUACAAGGAGAAGCUCAACCUCGAGGAAGCCUACGAGUACGUCCGCGUCAAGAAGGCCAACAUCGCCCCCAACUUCAACUUCAUGGGCCAGCUGCAGGACUUCCAGCAGCAGCUCAACCUGUCGCCUCACAAGUGCCAGUGUGUGGCCGAGUGCCGCUGCCGCCACCUCCACUUCCUCACGCCGGCCCGCACGUCCCCCGACUCGGGCAUCGAGUUCGACCGCUUCUCAUGAGGGCUGACCCCCGCUGCCUCCAUGCCCGCGGGCGGCACCCCCAGACUCUGCCUGGAGUCCCCCGCACCGCCCGCCCUUCCGCCCGCGGGUGUGGAGGCAGUGUGCGGCCCUGGCGGGGCCCGGGCCGACGACCACACUGAGGAGGACGAGGGGAAAGGAGGAGACGAAGGGGAAGAAGACGAGGGGGAGGGAGGAGCGGAAGGAGGGAACGACGAGGAGGAGGAGGGCUCCGACCUCCCCACCUGAGCAGCCUCGGCGGCGACGGCCCCACCCAAGUGCCAAAGGUGACCCUCCCUCUCGCCUCCUACACGGCUCCCCUUGGGAGUGUCCUACCCCCCACCCGGGUGAGCCCCAGGGGAGGAGCCCCGGGUCACCACACACGGCAGGGGGGAGGGGCCAGGAGGAGCCUGCGGCCCCCCUUGCCAUAAUCCAAACUUCCAGGUACAAAUUUCUCGACGAGUGAUCUCGCUUCUUUCGGGGAACCGCGUCGGCCGGCGACGGGGCGGGGGCGGCGCCGCCACCUCCGCCUCCGAGCCGGCGCUACGUUCAUUCAGAGGAAAAUAUCUUUUAUUUUUAAGGAAGAUAUGUGAACAGUUACGAAGUGUGGUGUUCAGGCUGCCACGAGCCUCUAACCAGUGUGUUCAUCAGUUGAACUUCAGCGAGUGCGAAAAUGUGUGUGAAGGUUUGAGACGUUUCUUCUGUACAGUUGUCUGGAUGCAACACUAUGAGGUGAUAAACAAUCAUAAAUAUUUCAAAAAAUACAAAAAAGUCUUAAAAGAAACCCCAAAACGUGAUACAGAUUGUUUUUCCCAGUAUUUUGGUACCACAACAUGGAGAAAGACGGUACGCUUACCUUUCCAAAAACAAACAAAAAAAAAAAAAAAAAAAAAAAAACUCACGAGGCGGCGACGGUGGGGAUUCGCUUAAAAAGAAAACCAAUCCCUUACAAUAUAUAUAUAUAGAUGUAUUCCCCUUGAUGUGGAGAGAAAGAGAGAGAGAACAAGAAAACAAAAGCAAACAAAAAAAAAGAAAUUGAAGAGACAUUUCUGGAAAUAAAAUAAAUGAUCAUAAAUGUUUUGGACUUCCAUAUUCAUUUUGAAAGAAAAACACGGCAAAAAAAACGUGUUUUAAAAGUCCGUAGUGCACCUGUGUGUUGUCCCGCCAUCAAAGGGUUCAUCUUGACCUCCUCGCCGCGCCUCUCGAAUUCGCACCUCCUCAGGGAUCGGGUCAGGCUGGGUCACAUGGAAGGAGGAACAGAAGGUCAUUCAUUCAGGGUCAUUUGGAAAGUAAAGAAAGAGGAAUAGGAAGGAAAAUUCGUUAAGGAAGAAGGGGAGGAAGGAGAAGAGAGAUGGAAAGAUGAUUAUAGAUGGAGAAGAACAAGGUAAAUUCAGCUCUGUGAAUUUCCCUUGGGUGCAAGAGAGAGAUCCUAAGGUAUAUGGUAUAUUUUUUCACUUGUCAUACUCGACAGGUAGUGAUGUGGUUUGACCAUGUGUGAGCAGGGUAGAAAACUAAAUUGUUUUGGAGUUUCUUGUGCGGGGUUCUAAACCCUUUAUUAUUCUUUGAGCGUUUAGAAAACAGAUUUUUUUGACUUCCUCUCCCUAAACCCACCUGACAAGACCCUGAGGCGAUGCAACCCUCUUGUAAAUUGCUUUAAAGCAGGAGAUAUUGGAAAUAACUAACACGAGUAUUUACACAUAUAUAUAUGUAUUUGUGAAACGGUCUACGUACAAAAUUAACAAAAAAAAAUAAUCAUAUGUAUCACAUUGAUUUCCUUUUUUGAAGAUAAAAAAAUAAUAAUAAUGAUAAAUACAAUGAAAGUAAUAUAUUUUUAAUGUUAUAACUCGAACGGCCAACGUGCUUUUUUAUUUCUUAUACGUGUACAGUUUAACUAGACUACCAUUGUUCAUAUCACCGCUCAAAUGUCUGGAUCACGUGGUACAGGCGGGCGCGGUGGGGGCGAGGGGGCGACGCUCCUUCUGACUGCCAAAUCCACACUCUUGAACCCCCCUCCCUCCGCUGGGGCCCUCCUACCCCCUCUCCCCAUUCAUAUCCCCCCCCUACCCCCUUACGAAUCCUCCGACAUCAACUUUUGAGUAAUCUUCGCACAAUUCAUUGUCUGGACGUGUGUAUACGCAGGUGUGUGUGUACGUACACGGGUCCCCUGUGUGCGUACGUCCCACAUUUGCGGGUACACACGAGGAGUCGAUUUGGUGAUCUCUGCUUUCAAAUAAGAAUGUGGCAACUGUCGACCGCGAAGUGCCUUUUUGGAGUCGAACUUUCUUAUACACUGUGGAAGCUGAAGUCUUUAUAUAUUGUCGUAGACUGUCAUUCGUGCUCAUCCCCAUAGAGAUAGGAUAUUGUAUUUUUUCACUCGAAUCACCUAAACUUUAAAAAAAGAUACAUUUAACGGAGUCUGCCGCGAGCCGUACUAACUUUACUUCUUUCUGUCUUUUCUUUUUUCUCUUUGUAAAAGCCCUAAGUACUUAAUUGUUUUACAUGUGUAUAAAUAAAGAGAAGAUAUUAGAUGUAGCUUUUGUGAAGAAAAAACAACAAUACUUUUUGAUGAAAUGAUGUAUGUUCCCCCCCCCCCCCCCCCCAACCCAGAUAACAUGUACUGCAUGCCGAGGUCCCCCCCCCCCUUUCCUCAAAUCUUUAGCUCGCGGUAAACAUGUCUCCUUCCUCCCCCAAACCAGACAAAAAAAAACAUCACACUCACACGCCCAUACACCAUACACGCCAUAACAUUACCAUACACACGAGAUUUGUAAUUUUUUUUUUAGUGUACACGGCCCGAUCGACAACCAGUACUGAUCACUCACGCUUAACUAUUGCCUGGCGAUGUGUACACUUUUUGAUCACACACACUCGUCGCCUACCAGUCAGUAUUGCCAAGUAGCGGUGCGUCAAAGGCAGUGUUACGCUUCUAGGAACUCCGCUGGCCUAAAAAAAAAAGAAGUUUUAUCCUUAUUUUGGUCUCCACAAUGUAAAGUCACGUAGGCCUAUAUCCCUGGCGGAGGAAUAAAACGUCUUUGUUCUUGUGUUGUCCAGCAGCGAUCACACAGUUUCCCAUCCUCACUACACGACACAUACAAGAUACGACACCUAUAUAAACUAUACUAUAGGGCUAUGUCGUUUGUUUGUUGUUUUUUCAAACAGUGUUGGAUCCAAAUGUAAGGUUAGGAAGACUGCGGUCGUUUUGUGAUCGCUGAACUUCACUACUUUUCAAUUUGAUUACUGUUUGGUGUCUUGUAAAUGCCAUAUGCGUUUUGUAUUUCUCGAGUUGUAGUAGACAAUACCAAUCCGAUUGUUGAAUGACGCUACCCAACCCUUUCCACACUCAUGUAUACUCCCAUCAUUAAGUACGCGUGUAUUUUUAUCACACACACACACACACACACACACACACACACACACACACACACACACACACACACACACACACACACACACACACACACACACACACACACACACACAACGAAGUCUAAAAGAAAAAAAAAAACUUUGACCUGCUGGACCCCAGGAUCGUACUCUCCAUCCAUCUUCUGUACUCAUCCAUCCAUAUGUAUUCCUCAACAUUGGACACCACCAGCUUCCAUGCUCUACCCACAUGUAGCAAUACACUGACCCAUGUGAAAGUUGAUGCGCUUGACGGAAAAGCAGGAUAGAACACAAGGUCUCCACUGAAAAAAAAAAAAAAAAAAACGCUGUAGGUUGUCGUGUGUUUGUAUUUAUUACAUUUGUUUCUAAUCGGUUUUGACUUUUUUUUUGUAAGAACAGAAAUUCCCCUGUUUUUGGGGGCGAAGAAAGUGAAUGCUAUGUGGUAUGUCACCUUUAGGUUGUGUCACUUGUUUAAAACAAAACUGCCUAUAUAAACUACACUGUACGGCUUUAUUUGUAUGUACAUACCUCACAUAUAUAUAUAUAUAUAUAUAUAUAUAUAUAUAUAUAUAUAUAUAUAUAUAUAUAUAUAUGAGGAGUCUCCAGCACAAAUGAGAAGGCCUAGCGUCCUAUUCUGCCUUUGUGUCCCUUAGACGGAUAGCCAUCUCGAACCGGGGUCAGAACCGGCGACUGAACCAGGUUUCUGAUGUUUAUUCGCUUAAUUGAUCAUUUCCGAGAGAGAGAGAGAGAGAGAAGAGAUGAGUUAAAAGUCUUCUAUUUUGCAUUGAGAUAUAGAUGAAAAAGAAUAGUUUUUUGUAAUAGUAUUUACUGUUACUGUUAUUACUCUAUUUAACUAGGAAUAUCGUUAUGAUAACUAUCCAUAUAGUUAUUUUUUAUUAUUAUAAUUAUUCUGAUUAUUGUAAUUAGUACUGUUUAUAUUAUUAAUUUUUCCCCUGAGUCCUCCUUUUUAAGUUUUUUAAUGUAAUGCAAUAAAUAAGACACGUUUUAAUGUUAUGUUAUCCUUUGUCCUUUGUUUGUUUGAUGACGUCACUCGUUGCCGUUUUUCCCUUCCAUGUCUUUCUUUUUCCGUUAUUGUAAACAUGAAAUUGUAUAGUUAUUUUCUUCCAAGUCACUGUAUUCUUUCUUUCUUGGUAUUUAUCCCCUGUUCCCCUCAUUCGUUACCUUGCCUCUACUGUAUCUGUUUAACCAUAUCCAUCCCUCUAUUUUUUUAAUCGUAUUUAUCCUUGUUAUUGUACACUGAUCGAUCACCCAACCCCAACCCCCUACUCUUUUCCAUCGUCCCCCCUCCUCCUCCCCUUCCUCAUUUCCGUUUUCUUUGUCGUUCUUCUUUCCCGUUUUCUUUACUUUGUCGUUCCUCCUUCCCGUUUUCUUUACUUUGACUGGUAGUUGUUAAGACCCGUUUUAUUACCUUCAUGUAGACAACCUGCCGUUCAUAUAGAAGGAUGUUACUAUAUUUUGGAUAAUAAAUAUUAUAAAUGAAU